Molecule: messenger RNA, 2041 nt
Organism: Durusdinium trenchii
Lineage: Eukaryota; Dinophyceae; Suessiales; Symbiodiniaceae
Source: the annotation of a GenBank genome assembly
GUUGAAAGAACCUUUGACUUCGCUUUUCGCGCGCCAGCGCUUUUCGUGGCGUGGGAAAUCUAUGCCACGGCUCCAGCUGGUGCCUUUGCAUAGCCAAGAUGCACCCUUCAAGCUUCCAUCGGUUGGUACAGUGACGCUUGGGCGCCGGCCCAACAACACGCUGGUAUGCAACGACAUCUCGGUCAGUGGGAAGCACUGUGAGAUCUCCGUGGAGUCUGGUCUCUUCAAACUGUCGGACUGCAGCACCAACGGCACUUACAUCAACGAGGAGCGCAUCGUGCGGGGCGAAACUGCACCGCUCCGCGCGGGCGAUGUGAUCGCACUCACAAAGCCACCAGGUGUUGACAGCACCGUCGAGCCUGCUGUGCGCGUACAAUUCCGCGUGGAGGCGGAAGGAGGUGAUGCGGAGAGAUGGCGAGCGCCAGGUGUGCCGUCGGUCUCGAGCUGUCCAGCUCCACCGAAGCGGGCAUCCACCACGGCAGAAGGCUUUGCACAGGAUUUGUUGUUGCAGGAGCAACAGCGCAAUGCGAAGAUCACCGAAGAGCUGCUGCUGGCGCGUCGGCGCCUGGACGAGGAGCGCUCGAAGAGCGAGACCUUGACGAGGGACCUGCAGCAGGCCCAGCAGAGCUUGGAGGAGGAGCGGCGACGGCGCUCCAACGCCUGCGAGCAGCUGCCGACCCUCCAGGCUGAGGUGGCAAAGCUGAAGGAUCAGUCCCAACAGCUGCCAGAAAUGAGGUCGGCCCAGGCUUCGCUACAGCAGAAACAUGAGCGACUUGAAGUCGAAGUCACCAUGGCGGCGCAGAAGGCUUCUUCAUUGGAGAUAGCUGUGCAGCGCUUGAGGGACGAGAAGAAAGAGCUCACAGACAAGGGCGAUGCUCAGACGCUGGAGAGUGCCCAAGAAGCUCUUCGACAAGCGCAGGAGGAAGCAAACCGCCUGGAGACGGAGGCGAACGAGGCCCAAGAAAAGACCGAACUGGCACAGAAGGAGAUGGAGAAGCUUCGGCAGGAGCUGAAUGCCUCGAGGGAUCAGCAGGCCGUGCUGUUGAGCGACAUGGCACGCGCCGAGAAGAGCCGCUCCGAGGCCGAGGAGCUCUUGGCGAAGGCAAUGCGCGAAAUCCAGUUGUUGGAAGAGCGAGUUGCCAGGCACCGAAGGGAGGCGGACGAGCUUUCGGCCGCGACGGCGCGACAGCAGCAGGAGCAGCAGUUACAGGUCCAAGCAGCAGAAGAGAUGCGGCAGGCUUGUGGCCGCUUAGCCGAAACCUUGGGACCGGGUGGUCCUGUGGAGUGGCUGAAGGCCUUGCCGGCCUUGCCGGCCUUGCCACAAGGUCAGGCGCCAGUGGCCACAGAGGUGCCGCCGGUGCAGCCGGUGGAGCCGCCAGCGGUGCCACAACCGGCGCCGGAGGCUUCGGCGGCUCCACCGACUUCGCAGCCCAGAGAAAGUCCAGGUGCGGAGCUCGUCGACUCGCAAGGCUCAUCGCAGGAGGCACCUUCCCAGCCGAGCCAACCGCCUCCCCUGCCACCGCCUGCGCAGCCGCCUGACACACAGGAGACAGGCGCCGCUCUCGGCCCCGUUGCCCUUCCGGCGCCUUCGGCGGAGCUCGUCGAAGCCGAAGCGGCCACGUUCGUGGACACCGCGGGGCCCGGCGCAGCUCCACAGCGCCUUUGGAGCGUGGCGGUUCUGGGUGGUACAGCAGUUGAAGAUAGCCUCGAUGGGCUUUUGGAAGCCAGCCCCAAACGGCGCCGAGUCUCUGUACACUAGUUCGCUCCAGCUCCAGAAGUCCUGCUUUGGUUCACAAUCAUGAAAGAAUGGCGCAGAAGAAGAUGCAAGAUGACAUGGAACCAACCAAAGAUCAUUUAGUUGAACUUAUUGACUGGAAAGGAGAAAGGCUUGGGCUUGUCAGGCCUGCUCUUUGUACAGUUGGGGCCCAAAUGCAUGGCUCAAAUUUGAGCCGUAUGCGAUCGGGGUUUGUUUGAGCCUCAUGAAACAAAACUACACAAUUAUUCAUUGUUAUUAAUGAUCUAUAAUAUCACGAAAGGUAGC